This is a messenger RNA of Cyphellophora europaea CBS 101466, 849 nucleotides long. RefSeq lists its product as uncharacterized. The coding region runs from base 1 to 849 and encodes 282 amino acids. The record is from RefSeq and is a predicted model, not a curated record. The transcript has 2 exons. Gene Ontology annotation, molecular function: carbonate dehydratase activity; zinc ion binding. Lineage: Eukaryota; Fungi; Ascomycota; Eurotiomycetes; Chaetothyriales; Cyphellophoraceae.
AUGGCGGUAUCACUCCUUUCGAUGGCUAUCCUGGCGAUAGCCGUCACUCCCAUCAGCGCCUGCAACUUUCAUACACGACGAUCCAGGUCGUUCUCUAAUCCCCACACUGGUACUGUCUACAAGCGGGCCGAAGAGGCCAUCGACUUCGAAUACGUCAACUCGUUCGACUGGCACACGAUUAAAGAAGAAUACCAACUCUGCCAUUCUGGCACCAGUCAAUCUCCCAUCAACGUCCUCUCCUCGCAAGGCCUUGCCACCACCCACCCCCCGUCCUUCGCGGGCUAUGCAGCACACGGACCCACGACCGGUACUUUCAACAACUGGGGCUUCGGCCCUGCUUACACCAUCGACCAUGAGGAAGGCGCCGACUUCUCUACCCUUCCAGCGCUGAGCUUCGACAAUCAGACCGUCUUUCUUACCGGCUGGCAUAUCCAUUUCCCAUCCGAACACCUGGUGGAUGGCGUCCGCUCCCGCGCCGAGAUGCAUCUGGUGCACACGAACGCGGCCGGCGAUGCUGCCGCCGUAGUAGGAGUGCGCAUCGAGCCUUCCACAACAACAAGCAGCGCUUUCUUCGACCAAUUGCCCACGUUGAUCCACUUCAACGAUACCGCGGAAACAGCAGGAGUGCACAUGGAUCAUAUGCUCGCGAUUGAGGAGGUCGGUCAGGUGCAGGAGUAUUGGACUUACGCAGGCAGUCUCACGACGCCUCCGUGCAGCGAAGGUCUCCGGUGGUUCUUGCCCCAACGGACGCUCAAGGUCAGCACCGAGCAGAUGGUGGCCAUGCUGGAGGUGAGCCGGUUCAGUCACCGGAUUGAGCAGGUGGUGUGGAACCAGGCCAUCAAUGUAUGA